GUAUACGAGAGUUUGUCCACCUUGAUCGCGCGCAUGCUAUCAUUUACUGAUAGCGGACUUCGUAUUGGCGGUGACUUUAAACUCUUUGAAAGGACGACUCUAAGUAGAUACUCUCCUUAAAUUGAGUUAUAAUCGUAAAUUGACUAAUCACGCGAUAUCAUGUGUGGAGAUUAUCAGAAAAUAUACUUCUGAUAACCAAUUAUCAUGACGAAUGAGGAUAAUGUGUGGAAUGAGCUAGCGAAUAUUCCAGCUGAUCCUCCUGAGACAAGAGACAAAUGCUCACAAUGCAAGAGACCUGUGCAAGUAUGUUGGUGUCCAGGUUUACCAAAACAACGUCUUAAUCCAGCAUCAAGAAUAAUAAUCUUGCAGCAUCCAGCUGAAGCAAAGCGUUGUUUACGUACAGUGCCAAUGCUAGCAUUAGCUUUAGAAUCAGGAAAGUGCCUAAUUUAUAGAGGAAAAAAGUUUCCAUUACCUAUACAUGAAGGCCUAGCAGAAAUUCUAAAUGAUAAAAACACUAUUUUACUAUAUCCUUCACCUGGAGCUGUUGCAUUAGAUACAUUAGAUCCAAUUGGUAUCAAUGAACAAAAAGCAUAUAACUUGGUUCUACUGGAUGGAACAUGGCCACAAGCAAAAGCAAUAUAUCACUCUAGUCCAUCUUUAUAUUUUCUACGAGCUUGCAAGCUAAUCGGCGUACCCACUAGCGAGUAUGUGAUUAGGACACAGCCAACGGAAGGUUGCCUCUCAACAUUAGAAACAGGCGCAAGUGCACUUUCAAUUCUAGAAGGCGACCCCGAACUAAGGGAAAAAAUGUUAGGUCCGUUGCAUUAUUUGUGCAGAUUUCAAUUAGAGAAUGGCGCGGUAACCCAUCAGAGUAAGGAAUUUCUUAUUAAACAAAAAACUUACCCGAAGUUGAUUGGCAAAAGACUUGCCAAACAAUUACGCAUAUUACCAGACGGUACGUCGUAACGUUUUAAAAUGCAUCUACAAUUGACAGUGAAGAGCUCUUAAUGUGAUAUUCGAACAAGAAUCGUCGAGUGAAAUGUUGGACUCGCAAUAAAAUCUCUUUAUUUAUA
Molecule: messenger RNA, 1073 nt
Organism: Harpegnathos saltator (Jerdon's jumping ant)
Lineage: Eukaryota; Metazoa; Arthropoda; Insecta; Hymenoptera; Formicidae
Gene: Dtwd2
Product: DTW domain containing 2
Exons: 6
Coding region: 205-966 (253 amino acids)
Source: RefSeq, a predicted model, not a curated record